This is a messenger RNA of Babjeviella inositovora NRRL Y-12698, 2327 nucleotides long. It is a transcript of the gene XUT1, whose product is annotated as Xut1p. NCBI's taxonomy places the organism in Eukaryota, Fungi, Ascomycota, Pichiomycetes, Serinales. Gene Ontology annotation, biological process: xanthine transport; transmembrane transport. Gene Ontology annotation, molecular function: xanthine transmembrane transporter activity. Bases 497 to 2257 code for a protein of 586 amino acids. The record is from RefSeq and is a predicted model, not a curated record. Gene Ontology annotation, cellular component: membrane; fungal-type vacuole. The transcript has a single exon.
CUCUAUCUUUCAACGGGCAUAUUGUUUCGUUGAUUAAGGUAGAAAAUGCUAUUGUGACUGACGAAUACCGCUUGGUCAGGCCUUUUUCACCCAUGUCCAGCCGCAGCUCUCUGGUAAUCUACGCUAUCAACGGCAUGGAAUAUCUCCAAAUUAUGCACCUCCUCCGCGAUCGGUAAAACGCACCUGACUAUAUCAGGCAGAUAAAGAGAUUCACAUGGUACAGAUAACUACAGCAUUUGUCUAUAACGAUUCUGCAUACUGCAAAACUAGUAUAUAAGGACAUCUUUCUCACUCUCUGUCAUGAUGGACGAGGCCAGACAACUGCGACACAACUCUUUCCUGUAUACACAUACGCACCGGUUUCAGUAACAGGGCUUCCUCUAUCAAACACAGCCUUACCUUCUCACCGCCUCACUCAAAGUACCCUCUUUGAGUCUCACCUUUCACAAUCAGAACUCGCUGUUAUAUCUGCUCUGAUACUUUACCUCUCCAAAAGAUGACGUUUAUGCAAUCUGUUGCCAGCAAGGGCAGACAGUUCGCCCGCAAGUGGUCCACCAGGGAAGGCUUACUCGGCGACUACGACUACAAAUACUUGUUUGUGCCUGACAUUCCGUUCAAGACAAAGAUUAUCAAGAUCCAGCCCUUCUUUGGUCUCAACUCCGAUAUGCCGAUCGUUCUCGGGUUUAUUUUGGGGUUGCAGCACGCAUUGUCUAUGUUGGCAGGCAUCAUUACCCCUCCAUUGAUUAUUUCCCUGUCGGCAAACUUCGACACCGAAAUCACGCAAUACUUGGUUAGUGCCUCGUUGAUUGCGUCUGGUAUACUUUCUUCGAUCCAAAUCACCCGCUUCCACAUCUACAAGACCCCAUACUACCUUGGAACUGGGCUCUUGUCUGUUGUGGGCACCUCCUUUGCGACGAUUACGAUUGUUGAAAAAUCUUUUCCUAUGAUGUACAAGACCGGUGCCUGCCCUGUUGCUGCCGAUGGUACGUUUUUGCCAUGUCCCGAUGGAUAUGGGAGCAUUUUGGGCACUGCGUGUUGCUGUGCUUUAUUAGAAAUCGCCUGCUCUUUCUUGCCGGCCAAACUCUUGCAAAAGGUGUUCCCCCCAAUUGUCACCGGACCAGUCGUGUUGCUUAUCGGUGUGGAUUUGAUUGAGUCGGGAUUCCAAGAUUGGGUUGGAGGCUCUGGCUGUGUCGGUGAGAUGUGUCCGUCAGCUGGUCCCUCGGUUCCCCACCCAUUGGAAUGGGGUUCCGCCGAAUUUAUUGGUUUAGGCUUCUUAGUAUACGUAUCCAUCAUCAUUGCCGAAAAAUGGGGCUCCCCAAUCAUGAAAUCCUGCGCCGUCAUCGUUGGCUUGCUCGUGGGCUGUAUCGUUGCUGCCGCUUGUAAUUAUUUCGACCGUUCUGGUAUCGACAUCGCUCCAGCUGCCACUUUCCUUUGGGUCCAUACCUUUAAAUUGACGGUGUACGGCCCUGCAGUCCUACCAAUGCUAGCGGUGUAUAUCGUGUUGAUGAUGGAGGCCAUUGGUGAUAUUACUGCUACGUCAGAUGUGUCUCGGUUGCCAGUUGAGGGUGAGGAGUACGAGUCCCGUGUUCAGGGUGGUAUUCUUGCCGACGGGUUUAACGGGUUACUUGCCGGGCUUUUGACCAUUACGCCUCUCUCUACGUUCGCCCAGAAUAACGGUGUUAUCUCCAUCACCAAGUGUGCUAAUAGAGUGGUGGGCUAUUGGUGCUGCUUCUUCCUCGUGGUUAUGGGAAUUUUCUCCAAGUUUGCUGCUGCCUUGGUGGCCAUCCCAAAGGCUGUUUUGGGUGGUAUGACCACCUUUUUGUUCACGUCGGUUGCUGUGUCGGGUAUCAGAAUUAUCUCGUCCACCAAGUUUUCCAGAAGAGAUAGAUUCGUGUUGACCGCCGCCAUCUUACCGGGCAUGGGUGCCACGCUUGUGCCAAACUGGUUCGACAACGUGUUCGCAUACUCGGGUAACAACCACGCAUUGACUGGGUUUUUCAAUGCGAUUAUACUUGUAAUGGAGACUGGUUUUGCCAUCACCGGGUUCAUCGCUUUGUUUUUGAACUUGUUAUUACCCCAGAUCGAUGAUGAAAUUGAGGAAAUCAUCGAAGAAGAGAUUAUUUCAUAUAGAUCCAGAACCUCUGGCGAUGCCGGCUCUUCCUCUGACUGUAGACGGAAAGAAAAGGGCCAACAAAUACGAAGAGAGGAGGUCCAGAUGAACAGCUUGGAAGGGCAAUUGGCCCAGGGCAGCCAAUAGAUAGGUUUGGCAAUGCCUGAUAUUAUUUUUAUGACAUUGUGUUUAUUAAUUUAUUUCGUUUGCUUCCAAC